Drosophila hydei is the source of this 1934-nucleotide messenger RNA. Its product is annotated as PAX3- and PAX7-binding protein 1-like. The transcript is spliced from 6 exons. Bases 1 to 1635 code for a protein of 544 amino acids. Gene Ontology annotation, cellular component: nucleus. The record is from RefSeq and is a predicted model, not a curated record. Gene Ontology annotation, biological process: mRNA splicing, via spliceosome. Gene Ontology annotation, molecular function: DNA binding. Lineage: Eukaryota; Metazoa; Arthropoda; Insecta; Diptera; Drosophilidae.
AUGUCCACCAGCAGCGUGUUUACUCCUCUAGUGCCGCCAUCGACUGCGACGUUGCUGGAGCAGGCCUAUGCUAAGACCAACUUAGACAAGAAUAAUGCAAUGGCAGCCACUCUGCGUUCGACUCUCACCAAAUCCAAGCGAGAGAAAUCAAAGGCUACAGCUCUGCGUACACCGCAGGAGAUGCGUUCCACGAUUAUAAUGCGUCUCACAGAACUGCGAGAGCGGAAUGAUGAGCACAAUGCGACCGUUGCGCGCAUUGAGGCCGAGCUGAAAUCUUUGAAGCUGCAACAAAACGAGUGCAAACAAAAUGCGCCAACGGCGGCGGCUAAAUAUAAAUUCUAUCAGGAGAUCAAAUGUUAUGUGAACGAUUUGAUCGAUUGUCUGGCGGCCAAGUCAUCGUUAAUAAAUGAUUUGGAGAAACGCGCCCUGCAACUCUAUAGUAAAAAUCAACGCUAUUUGGUUAAUAGAAGGCGGCAAGAUGUCCGCGAUCAGGCAAAGGAAAUGGCGGAGGCUGCAAAACCUGUGUUAGCAGCAGCACGUCGAACACCGGAAUACGAGGAGCAAGUACGUCGAGCGGCUGAGCGGGAAGGUCGACGCACGCGUCGGCGUUGCGAACGUGAGCGAAAUUAUUUGUUAGCCACGCAUCUGGAUGGCAUGUCCAGCGAUGAUGAGAUAGCCGAUCAACAACAGGAACAGUGCUUAGCAACGAAAGCGUUGAUCGAGACGCAAGCAGCGGAGGCAUUUGAAGACGUUAACGAUGAUUUCUGUAAAAUUGAUCUGAUACUCAUUAAGUUCUAUGCAUGGCGUAAAACGGAUAUGGGUUCGUAUCAAGACGCGUUUGUCAGUCUUUGUCUGCCCAAGUUGCUUGCACCACUUGUACGUCACGAGCUGCUCCUCUGGUCACCGUUGCUGGAGGAAUAUACAGAUAUUGAGACGAUGCAUUGGUAUCAAGCCUGUAUGCUCUACGCUUGUCAGUCGAAUGAAUCGGUUGAACAACUCAAACAGGAUCCGGAUCUCAACCUUGUGCCUUCGCUUAUAGAAAAGAUUGUAUUGCCUAAAGUGAAUUCUCUGGUCGCGGAAUGUUGGGAUCCAUUGUCCACGACGCAAACGCUACGUCUGGUUGGCUUCAUCAACCGCCUGACUCGCGAAUUCCCGCUCAACAGCAGCAAUAAGCAAUUGAAAAAGCUUUUUGAGACAAUCAUGGAACGCAUGCGACUCGCACUCGAAAAUGAUGUUUUCAUACCCAUUUUUCCUAAACAGGUGCAAGAGGCGAAAGGCUCGUUCUUUCAACGUCAGUUUUGCAGUGGCCUUAAACUGUUUCGCAACUUUCUUAGCUGGCAGGGAAUACUGGCAGACAAACCCCUAAGAGAACUAGCAAUUGGAGCUCUAUUGAAUCGCUAUCUACUAAUGGCCAUGCGGGUGUGCACACCAAAUGAUGCUAUUAGCAAAGUCUCUAUUAUUGUGAAUACAUUACCAACAGUUUGGCUGCUGACGAACAGCGAUACGCUAAAGAAUUUGGAGGUAUUCAUUAGCUAUAUACGACAAACUUUGGACAAUUGCGAUGCCACCAAUCCACUACUUAUGCAAUCCUGCGACAAGGCCAAGCAAAUAUUACAAAGACUACAUAGCUUAUAAAGUAAAAUAAUUAAUACAACUUACACAUUUAUCAGAAUUUAUACUUAGCUCAAUGAUGGCUUGUGGUAUGGUAUUGGCUUUUGGUAUGUCGAAGCAUAAGCAAAUAGUCCAGAUAAACAAAAUAGAGAGCAUAGUAUUAAACAACUCCCGCAAUAACUGGCUGCUCUAUUAAACGUCGCUCAUACUUGACACGAUUCGGUCUUUAAACUUAUAUGAGAACAGAUUGUAAAUACCUUUAUAAGCAUGUUUAAUUAUAUAAUUGAAUUUUUAUGAGUUUUUUAGGUAGACAGAAUGGUUAA